Molecule: messenger RNA, 2157 nt
Organism: Tachysurus vachellii
Lineage: Eukaryota; Metazoa; Chordata; Actinopteri; Siluriformes; Bagridae
Gene: lctla
Product: lactase-like a
Exons: 13
Coding region: 1-1710 (569 amino acids)
Biological process (GO): carbohydrate metabolic process
Molecular function (GO): beta-glucosidase activity
Source: RefSeq, a predicted model, not a curated record
AUGGCACAGCACAUGCUUCUGACCUUGUGCCAUGUUCUCAUGUUGGCUUUGCAUAUUUCUUCAUCUGAGGAUUUUGACUGGACCAAGAAUGAGAAGGGAUCCUUUCAUUAUGGCACUUUCCCUACUGGUUUCUCUUGGGGUGCUGGAAGCUCAGCAUAUCAGACUGAGGGAGCCUGGGAUAAAGAUGGCAAAGGGAUGAGCAUCUGGGAUGUGUUUUCACAUGAAAAAGGGAAAAUCCACCUGAAUGGCACUGGAGAUUCUUCCUGUGAGAGCUACUACUACCUCAAGGAUGACAUCUUGUUAAUGAAAGACAUGAAGCUGAAUCACUACCGCUUUUCUAUUUCUUGGCCAAGGAUCCUACCCACUGGAAUCAAGUCUGAGAAAAUCAAUGAGAAGGGAAUACAGCACUAUGAGAGUCUCAUCAAUACGCUCCUGGAGAAUCAGAUCAUGCCCAUUGUAACCCUUUAUCACUGGGAUUUGCCUCAGGUUCUUCAGGAGAAAUAUGGCGGAUGGCAGAACAGCAGCAUGGUCAGUUUAUUUAAUGACUAUGCCAACCUGUGCUUUGAGAGAUUUGGUAAUCGAGUUAAACACUGGAUCACCUUUAACAACCCAUGGUCAAUUGCAGUGGAAGGUUAUGAGACUGGUGAACAUGCUCCUGGACUGAAACUGAAAGGCACUGGCGCCUACAAGGCUGCCCACAACAUCAUUAAGGCUCAUGCUAAAGUUUGGCACACAUAUGACAUCCAAUGGCGAAACAAACAGAAAGGAAUGGUGGGCAUCUCUCUGUCUACUGACUGGGGGGAGCCGGUGGACAUCACGAAUCAGAGAGACAUCGAAGCAGCCGACAGAUACAUGCAGUUUUACCUGGGAUGGUUUGCAGCACCGCUCUUCAGUGGAGACUAUCCUCAAGUGAUGAAGGAAUACAUAGGAAGGAAAAGUGCACAGCAGGGCUUGGGGAGUUCCCGUCUGCCCACUUUCAGCCCACAUGAGAAAAGCUACGUCAAAGGCACCUGCGACUUCCUGGGAAUCGGCCACUUCACCACACGCUACAUCACACAGAAGAACUUCCCCUCAAACCAUGGAAGUACUUACUUUACUGAUCGGGACUUAGCUGAGCUAGUAGACCCACUCUGGCCUGAUCCUGGCUCUGAAUGGCUUUACUCAGUGCCAUGGGGCUUCCGUCGGCUGCUUCACUAUGUGAAGACACAGUAUGGAAACCCUAUGAUAUAUGUGACAGAAAACGGCGUCUCAGAGAAGAUAGCGUGCACUGACCUGUGUGAUGAAUGGAGGAUGCAGUACUUCAGGGAUUAUAUCAAUGAAAUGCUUAAAGCUGUAAAUGAAGGGGUAAAUGUGAAAGGAUACACUGCGUGGUCUCUGCUCGACAUGUUCGAAUGGGACGAGGGCUACUCCGAGCGGUUCGGACUUUACUAUGUGGACUUUGGAAGCAAAAAUAAACAACGUUACCCAAAAGCCUCUGUUCAGUUCUACAAACGCAUCAUCAGCUCCAAUGGCUUUCCCAAUCAGAGAGAAAUCGAGAGCUGGAAAAGGAAAGCGACGGAAACCUGCACCUCCAGUAAUCAGCUUCUAGCAGCAGAUCCACUGAGCAGCCACAUGGAGCUGGUGACGGAGAUUGUGGUUCCUACCGUAGGUACCGUCUGUAUUCUCCUCACAGCCGUUUUCUUCAUGUUCCUCCUGAAAAGUCGGCUCUGAGAUCCUGAAUUGUGCAUCUGUCAGUCCUUUCUGUUCUUCUGAAGCAAAUUCCUCCCUUCCUUAUCUCCAACUGCUGAGUUAUUGAAUACUUUCUGUAUGAUAUUAAACUCUCAGUGGGAAAGUUAAAGGCUUGCUGUUUGAUCUGACGUGAAGGCUGAAUUUUGGACUCUUCAUGUGGCUACAGACAUUCUGGGUUAACAUUUGAUACUGCAAUUCUCUGAGAGCUCAUAGUGAUAGUGGGUAUAUGGGAAUGCAACAUGUAACAGCAAUAACUCAAAUAAAGGUUAUAACCCUGUAUUUUGUUUCAUUUUCUCUCAUGUUGUAUGUCUUUAAACAACUUCUAAUUCAUCGUUCAGUGAAACUAAACUCAGUUUAACAAUUUGUCUGCUAUAAAGAAUUUGCAACAAAUAAAUUACAUCAUACAUUCAGUGUACACACACAGUAUGU